Molecule: messenger RNA, 627 nt
Organism: Zygotorulaspora mrakii
Lineage: Eukaryota; Fungi; Ascomycota; Saccharomycetes; Saccharomycetales; Saccharomycetaceae
Product: glutaredoxin
Exons: 1
Coding region: 1-627 (208 amino acids)
Biological process (GO): cellular response to oxidative stress
Cellular component (GO): cis-Golgi network; fungal-type vacuole; cytoplasm
Molecular function (GO): glutathione disulfide oxidoreductase activity
Source: RefSeq, a predicted model, not a curated record
AUGGCUGGAAUUACAUUAAACAAGAGGAAUCUAAGAGUGCUUAGUAUCACGGCGUUGCUGCUUUUGCUAGUCUUUUUCGUGAUUCAAACUGCAAAUACAACAAUGCCAGCACUUGGAAAAACAGACAUUGAAAUACCAGCAGACGCUGGUCCUACUGUUUUAGAUUCCGUCAAGGGCAACAGUUUGCCAGAAAGCCCCAUAUCGACAGGUAAGGAAAAGAAAAAGGGCUCCUCUGUUGAGGUAAAAGAAACAUUGCAAGACAACACACAUGAUCCCGCUAAGGAAUACGGUAUGAUGCUGGAGCAAUCCCCCGUUAUUAUCUUUAGCAAGACUACCUGUCCUUACAGUAAAAAAUUGAAGUCGCUUUUGGAAAAGGAGUACUCGUUUGUCCCAACCUAUGCUGUUAUCGAUUUGGAUAUCCAUAAAAUGGGCAAAACCUUGCAAAAGUAUAUCGAAGAGAAAACUGGACGUGGUACCGUACCAAAUUUAGUCAUCAAUGGAGUAUCAAGAGGUGGCUGUGAUGAAAUUACAGCACUUCACAAUGCCGGUACACUCCUGGCCUCUUUGGAGGAAUGGAGUAAUAAAAACUACAAAGUUGAGCAACUGGAAAAGCCAUCGAAUAAUUAA